AUGCAGCUCUGCACCUUGAUCAUAUCAAGCCUAGUGACAGCCGUCGCUGCUACCGAGACCUAUGACUAUAUCAUUGUAGGAGGUGGCACCGCUAGAGGAGCCCUCGCCACUCGCCUGAGCCUUGGCCUCCCUAAGUCUAAGAUCCUUCUUUUAGAAGCUGGCCCAGAAGCUCUAGACGAUGUGCGCAUCAACCCUGGCCUCAAUGGGAGGUCCAUCAGCGUCAACCGUGGCAAGGUUCUCGGCGGCUCAUCUGCUAUGAACUUCCUAUGCUAUGAUCGAGCUGCAUCCGCUGAAUACGACGCCUGGAGUGAGCUCGGAAGUCCAGGCUGGAACUGGGAUACCAUGAUCAAUGGUAUGAAGAAGUCUGAGAACUUCACAGGCAAUGAUGGCGACGUCCAUGGUCGCUCUGGUCCUAUCAGCUCUACCUACAAUCGCAUAGUCCCGGAUGUUUUGAAGCCAUGGCAGUCUACGGUCAAUAAGUUGGGCGUCCCGAUCAACGACGGAGGAUCUCUUGGUGGAAACCCUGUUGGAGUCAUGUUCCAACCCACCAAUAUUGACGUGACCAACUACACCCGCUCAUACAGUGCCAACAGCUACCUGCCAAAGGCCGGGCGUAAUCUGAGAGUCAAAACGAAUGCCCAUGUUGCGAAAGUCCUCUUUUCCUCAAAGAAGAGCAAGGGCUUAGUUGCUACUGGCGUCGCUCUCCAAGACGGUUCUACGAUCAAGGCCCGCAGGGAGGUUAUUCUUUCGGCAGGUUCUAUCCAGAGUCCGGGACUGCUCGAGAUCUCCGGGAUUGGACAAGCCAAGGUUCUUGCGAAAGCAGGAGUAAAACAAUUGCUUGACCUACGAGGCGUCGGCGAAAAUUACCAAGACCACCUUCGAACCUCCAAUACAUAUAUCCUGAAGGAAGGGUACGAGUCCUUCGACCAAAUGAUCUUCAACCCCGAUGGCGUGUUGGCGAAGGAGCAGUUCAACCUAUGGCUUGAGAACAAGGUAUCGUGGUACGACUAUACUAGCAGCGCCUAUGCCUUUCUCAACUGGGCCCAGCUCAGUGAUGCCGUAGGAAGAAAGAUGAAUGAACUUGCAAAAGAUGGCUUCGCUAUCAAUGGCACUGUCGUGGACAAAAAGAAGCUUGAGUAUCUGAACGACCCUUCUAUUCCCCAGUUGGAGGUCCUCCUAGAAGCCAAUUACGUUGGUGCUCAGGGCUAUCCUGGCACUUCCCCCAACUUCAUCACCAUCUUCUCCUCCAUCAUGCAUCCCAUGAGUCGAGGUAGUGUUCACAUCAACGGGCAAGAUGUAAAGGGCAAGCCGAUUAUCGACCUGAACUAUCUCAACAACGAGUACGACAUACAAGCUCUCAUUGAAGGUGCUAGGUUUGCCCGCAAAGUCGCCGAGACGGAGCCUUUGCGAUCUGUAUGGGCUGCAGAGUUUGAACCGGGUCUAGGGAAGAGGACAGAUGCACAACUACGUGACUGGGUCGUCAAGACAGUCAACAGUUUUUACCAUCCUGUUGGUACGUGCGCGAUGCUUCCCAAGAAGGACGGUGGUGUUGUCGACUCGAACCUGAAGGUGUAUGGCACGAAGAACCUCCGUGUAGUUGAUGCCAGUAUCAUUCCUGUCCAGCUGUCGGGCCAUAUUCAGACAGCGGUGUAUGGUAUCGCUGAGACAGCUGCGCAGAAGAUUAUCGCCGCGGAGAACAAAUAUUUUAAGGGUUUGUAA
Molecule: messenger RNA, 1719 nt
Organism: Fusarium mangiferae
Lineage: Eukaryota; Fungi; Ascomycota; Sordariomycetes; Hypocreales; Nectriaceae
Exons: 3
Coding region: 1-1719 (572 amino acids)
Molecular function (GO): oxidoreductase activity, acting on CH-OH group of donors; flavin adenine dinucleotide binding
Source: RefSeq, a predicted model, not a curated record